This is a messenger RNA of Protopolystoma xenopodis, 393 nucleotides long. The record is from the annotation of a GenBank genome assembly. NCBI's taxonomy places the organism in Eukaryota, Metazoa, Platyhelminthes, Monogenea, Polystomatidea, Polystomatidae.
AUGUUGGUUCGACCUUGCUUUGCUCAACUUGGUCGGAGCGUCAGGAAUAUCGCUAGUCCCAUGUCCUUUGACAGAGUAUUCAUGAUUACCGGUAUCGGACCAUUGACUUGCCACACUUCCACACGCCUCGCCGGCGACGUCGUUAGAACGGAGCUACAAUUUAUUAAAGAGACAAGUGAAGGCGAUCUCCUUGACCAACUUUCUGUUCAACAGUUGGGGCAUCACUCCUCGCCCCUGUUUCUCGUUCUUCCUUCUACUUUUGCAUCUCCUUUGCUCAACCCCAUUUCAUAUCGCCCAUACACUUAUUCACACAUUUCCGUGUUCUCGUCUCCUCCAAUGUCGCCUAAGAAAGACAAGAUGGGUAUGAUUUUCAUGAUCCAAAGGAUAAAAUGA